Ilex paraguariensis (yerba mate) is the source of this 1789-nucleotide messenger RNA. Lineage: Eukaryota; Viridiplantae; Streptophyta; Magnoliopsida; Aquifoliales; Aquifoliaceae. The record is from the annotation of a GenBank genome assembly.
AAGCAGCGGCAUUUCAUGAAACAAACACGAGAGAGGGAGGACCAUUCCACGUGUCCAUGCACCACCCCUCCUCCCACCCAAUAAAUUAUAAAUCCAUCCCCCUCCCUCCUCCUGGCGUACCUACCUUCACAAUAAUUCUCUCUCUCUCUCUCCCUCCCUCCUUCCCUCUCUACCACUUCUCAGUUCUCACUCACACGUAAAAUGAGCUGGUGGUGGGCUGGAGCUAUCGGCGCUGCGAAGAAAAAAUUCGAAGAAGACGAUGCACCACAAAAGUACCAAAGCGUGGCCCUAAUCAUCGGCGUCACCGGCAUCGUUGGAAACAGCCUCGCCGAGAUCCUCCCACUCGCAGACACCCCCGGCGGCCCAUGGAAGGUCUAUGGCGUCGCUCGCCGGCCAAGGCCCUCCUGGAACGCAGACCACCCAGUCGAAUACAUCCAAUGCGAUAUCUCAGACCCAGAAGACACCCAAUCGAAGCUCUCAAAUCUCAACGAUGUUACCCAUGUUUUCUACGUCACAUGGGCUAGUAGAUCCACCGAAGCCGAAAAUUGUGAAAUCAAUGGAAAAUUGUUUAGAAAUGUUCUCCAAUCAAUCAUACCCAGUGCCCCAAAUUUGCAGCAUAUCUGUCUUCAAACCGGAAGAAAACACUACUUGGGCCCUUUUGAAUUGUACGGGAAAAUUGCCCAUGAUCCUCCGUUUCACGAGGAUUUACCUAGGCUUGAUGCUCCAAAUUUUUACUACACGCUUGAGGAUAUUUUGUUUGAGGAGGUGGAAAAGAAGGAAGGACUAACAUGGUCUGUUCAUAGGCCAGGAACGAUAUUUGGGUUUUCGCCAUAUAGUUUGAUGAAUAUUGUUGGGACCCUUUGUGUUUAUGCUGCUAUAUGUAAGCAUCAGGGUGUUCCUCUGAGGUUUCCCGGUUGUAAGGCGGCGUGGGAUGACUAUUCGGAUUGCUCAGACGCAGACUUGAUCGCCGAGCAUGAGAUAUGGGCAGCGGUUGAUCCCUAUGCGAAGAAUGAGGCCUUUAAUAUUAGCAAUGGAGAUGUGUUCAAGUGGAAGCAUUUUUGGAAGGUGUUGGCUGAGCAGUUUGAGGUGGAAUGUGCUGAAUUUGAGGAGGGAGAGAAAUUGAGUUUGGUGGAGAUGAUGAAGGGUAAGGAGUCAGUGUGGGAAGAGAUUGUGAGAGAGAAGGGUUUGUUGCCUACAAAAUUGGAAGAUGUUGGAGUUUGGUGGUUUGUUGAUAUGAUGCUUGGUGGUGGGUGCAUGUUGGAUACUAUGAACAAGAGUAAGGAGCAUGGAUUUGUGGGGUUCAGGAACACAAAAAACGCAUUCAUUUCUUGGAUAGAUAAGGUCAAAGCUUACAAAAUUGUCCCAUAGUUCGAUAUCUUUCUGGGUGGUCUUGGGGUGAGUUAAUAUCUUGAAUAAGUUUGUUCUCUUCAUUAUGUUGUGUCCUUAAAAGAAAGGGAAUAAUUUUGGAAGGAAGCUUUGGCUUUCUGAAUCACUGUAUUUUUUGGCUUUUGCUGUUUCCUGUAAUGGUCGAAUUAGAUUAUGAGCAUUACCAUUGAUUGGUGUCUUGUUUGUUCAUCUGUUGGUUUUGAGGUCCGUUGAGGUCCAAAUUUACUUCAUUUCCUAAUUGUGAUGUGAAGUAUAUAUCAUUGCACCUUAAUUGAUCUCAUGUGCAAAUAGAUUUCAAGAUUUGAACCGGGGAAGCAUAGAUCUAAGUGAAGAAGGCAACAUAGUGUUGUGCAAUAUAUGGGCAUUAGAACCAAAGGUAUUAGCUAAGCUAUGAAUUGUAAAG